Molecule: messenger RNA, 1141 nt
Organism: Onychostoma macrolepis
Lineage: Eukaryota; Metazoa; Chordata; Actinopteri; Cypriniformes; Cyprinidae
Product: adenosine receptor A3
Exons: 3
Coding region: 47-1141 (364 amino acids)
Biological process (GO): G protein-coupled receptor signaling pathway
Cellular component (GO): membrane
Molecular function (GO): G protein-coupled receptor activity
Source: RefSeq, a predicted model, not a curated record
CGUGACCUCCUCUUUCCACAGCUUCCAGUGUGAUCUCUGUCGUUAAAUGAGCUCGAUUCUUCUUUGUAAAUGUCUACAUUUGAACGCACAUGUAAACAUGCAGUGGACGGCAGUGGUUUAUGCAGCGCUGAUGAUCGGUUCCAGUAUCUGCUCCGUGUUGGGGAACUUGGUUUUACUAUUGGUGGUGUCACUCAAUCGGAGUUUGCAAACGGACACCUCGGUUUUCACUUUAAGCUUCUGCCUAUGUGAUCUGGCGCUGGGUGUCUCCACCAUCCCUUUCAGUAUUCAUAACAGCCUUUUUCAAGUCAAGAGCUACCCCAGUAAGAGUGCCACCUGCAAGGGCAGCGCCUUUCUGUUUUUGUUGCUCCAGCUCGCCUCAAUCCAUUCGCUCACCUGGGCAACUGUUGACAAGUUCACAGAGAUCUGCUUCGCCCUCAGCUACCCUGUGAUCUUCACAGCGUACAGGGCCAAAAUCAUCCUCGCAAUGGUGUGGUUCUACAGCAUCCUCAACGCAGCUCUGCCACUCUUUGGUUUUGGUAGUUACGUCUACAGCGAGACAAAGUUCCUUUGUGUUCCAAACUUCAAACCGUCCAGCAUCGCUUUCAACAUGCUCUUCAUGGUGGUGGGAAUCAUCAUUCCCAUUGUACUGAUGUGCUCCAUGUAUGGAUAUAUAGUGUACAUAGCCAGAAACCAGGUGCGGCGAGGGACGUUUGUUUGCAACGAAGACCAUUGUUUCUACGUUCCAGCCAGUAAUUACUUCAAAAGCUCCAUAGUAAUGGUGACUACCAUAGUGUGUCUGCUCGUUUGCUGGCUGCCAUACAUCGUUAUCUGCUUCUAUGAGACACUGAUGGGAAAAGAGAGCCCACAGCCUGCCUCGGCUGUUGCCACGUGGCUUGUACUCUUCACUUCAGCUCUUAACCCAUGGAUCAACUCCAUGACUCAAACGAGGUACAGAGCAGCGCUGCGCAAAAGCCUGAAUAAAAUCCGGCAGAUGUUUGAGUACCCUCGUAAAAACUCCCUCUCUCAGUGCACGACCAUACAGCCACGCCGCGAGAGCAACAGCUUCUCCUCGCCAGAUCCCAGUGUACCUCCGGCACUACAAACAAACAACCAACCCCAACAGGACCUCACGCUGGUUUGA